Molecule: messenger RNA, 966 nt
Organism: Pochonia chlamydosporia 170
Lineage: Eukaryota; Fungi; Ascomycota; Sordariomycetes; Hypocreales; Clavicipitaceae
Product: succinate:fumarate antiporter (Acr1)
Exons: 4
Coding region: 1-966 (321 amino acids)
Biological process (GO): transmembrane transport; fumarate transport; succinate transport
Source: RefSeq, a predicted model, not a curated record
AUGCCUCCCAGUGAGAAUAAUCGGAAACCGCCGACUGCGGCAGUCAACCUCAUCGCCGGAGGCGGUGCCGGUAUGAUGGAAGCCCUCGCCUGUCAUCCCCUCGACACAAUCAAAGUAAGAAUGCAGCUCUCAAGACGGGCAAGACAACCUGGCGCCCCCAAACGCGGCUUCAUCAAAACGGGCGUAGAAAUCGUCAAGAAAGAAACCCCCCUCGGUCUGUACAAAGGUCUCGGCGCCGUGCUUACAGGCAUCGUCCCCAAAAUGGCUAUCCGCUUCACGUCCUUCGAAGCGUACAAGCAGUUCUUCGCCGACAAGACCACCGGCAAAGUCUCCGGCCAGGCGACCUUUGUUGCAGGCCUCGCCGCCGGUGUGACCGAGGCCGUUGCCGUCGUCACCCCCAUGGAGGUCAUCAAGAUCCGGCUCCAGGCGCAGCACCACUCCAUGGCGGACCCCCUCGACGUGCCCAAGUAUCGCAAUGCCGCGCACGCCUUGUAUACCGUCGUUCGGGAGGAGGGCUUCGGUGCGCUCUACCGCGGUGUGAGCUUGACGGCCUUGAGACAAGGGACGAACCAGGCCGUCAACUUUACUGCGUACAGCUAUUUCAAGGAGUGGCUGAAGCAGUGGCAGCCGCAGUAUGAGGGCACGAAUCUGCCCAGUUGGCAGACUACGCUUAUUGGUCUUGUGUCUGGUGCGAUGGGCCCGUUGAGUAAUGCUCCUAUUGAUACUAUUAAGACGAGGUUGCAGAAGACGCCGGCUCAGCCUGGUGUGAGUGCUUGGGCGAGAAUAACGCACAUUUCUGCCGACAUGUUCAAGCAAGAAGGUUUCCACGCCUUCUACAAGGGCAUCACCCCUCGUAUCAUGCGUGUCGCCCCUGGCCAGGCUGUUACGUUCACCGUCUACGAAUUCCUGAGACAACAGCUUGAGAAGAGCAACCUCUCUUUCGUUGGUGGUAAAUACGAGGAAUAA